Messenger RNA from Rotaria sp. Silwood2, 333 nucleotides. The record is from the annotation of a GenBank genome assembly. Lineage: Eukaryota; Metazoa; Rotifera; Eurotatoria; Philodinida; Philodinidae.
AUGAGUAAAAUAAAACUUACAGCAUCACAAUCACGUAUUCUUUGCACCAGAUUUACUUGGUCUGCGCGGAUACAAACAUUGAAAAGCGUCGAUUUUCUUAAAGCUUUUCAAGGCAUCGAUUAUAUUUGGACAAACAAUUCACCUGUCUCACUUCGUUCAAUGCCCGGGUAUACAUUUGGUCCGACAUCAGUUGACUGUUUGUCAUUAAUCGACGAUAAUGAAGAUCGUAUUGAUAUUGUUGCUGAAGAAGCUUUAGAACAACAGCGUACUCAAAUUACAUCAACUCAAACGAAACAAUUAACAUUAAUCAAUAUGUGGAAAAAUAAAAAAUAA